This is a messenger RNA of Naegleria gruberi, 309 nucleotides long. RefSeq lists its product as uncharacterized. Lineage: Eukaryota; Heterolobosea; Eutetramitea; Acrasida; Naegleriidae. The annotation marks the transcript as partial. The record is from RefSeq and is a predicted model, not a curated record. The transcript has a single exon.
AUGGAUACUCUGGAACCGAUUGUAGUUGGUUAUGGAAUUAAAAGAGAGGAUCAACCAAAGACUGUUUUAAUUAUUAAGGAAGGAAGUGUGGUGGAUGCCAAAGUUUAUGAAGGAGAGGAAUUGGAUUGGGAUAUUAGAUGUUCUGAGGAUAAUUGGAAACAUUAUAUGGUGAAGGGAAUGGGAAUGUCACAACUCGCUUCAGGAUAUGCUAUGGGUUGGCUUAAAUUUAUUAAAGGAGAUUACUUUAGCAUGAUUAAGAAUCCAAGAAUGAUUGGACCAUUCAUUAAGAGUUUUGAAUUGAUGAGCAAG